AAUCGUUCGCACUGUUGAUGUGAAUCAAAUUCGUACACAAUUGCUUAUGCAACAAUCGGUUCCGCAGUUACACGCAUUUGGAUACAAUAAAAUAUAAUUAUGAGCAGCGGUGGUGGUCGUAGGAAAACGCACAGGCCUUCAGGGCAGAGUGGCAAUAUUCCGCGAAUUGAUACAUCGAAACGUGAAACUGAAAAACCCAAUUCUAAUAAGAAUAAUAAUGAUCGGCCAAUCGGAUUUAAAUCUCUUGAGACAGCCAUUUUGACAAUGGAGCACUCGAAAUUGCUGAUCAAUUUAUCAUCGAGUACGUUCGGAUUUUUAACAUUGUUACAACAACGAAGCAUCCAACCAGGAAUUACGUGCUUAAUUUUAUCGGCACUUUCGAAGGCUGUUGACUCGGCGGACAGUGAAACACGCAAAAUGAUUUCGUAUUUUUUGCGUAAAAUUUUACCAAUAAACAAUGGCCCCGACAAUUUCAUGACGAAAGUUUUGCCAAUUUUUGUUAUGAAUUUACAAAAGUACACAAGCGACAACUACAACGAGCGAGAAAGAUUCAUUGUGGCGAUUUUUGACCUGCUAAAAUUCAUUCAACAAGUGCAAUUGAUCUUGCCUCAAGGUUCUCGUGAUAUAUUCAGUGAUUUAGUGCCGGGCAUACAGGCGCAGAUCGAGUUCAUUAAUCGCAAAGGGAAUCGUUUCUCAAGCGAAACGAUGGAGCUGUUAGCUGAUGUUGUCAAUGUGAUUGAGAAAUUUAACGAAACAGAACCAAUUGGUGCAAAUGUUGAAUUCGAAAUAUUGAAUGAACCGCCUGAAGACUUUCGUACGAUUCAAAUUUGCCCAGAUGCCGACGAUAUUUUGCACAAUCAUGAACCAUUCAUUCGAAAAAAUAUUGUGGAUGGAAAGUAUGUUGGUGGAGUCGACCACUAUUUGGACGUUCAAUUUCGGCUACUGAGAGAGGAUUUCAUCCGCGGCUUCAGAGACGGCAUUCGAGAGUAUCUUCGAUUGAUGGAAAAGCCACUGACAAACCAGAAAAAGGUCCGUAUCAAUGAUAUCAACAUUUACAGUCAUGUGAACGUCGUCAGUUCGGUCAUCACCAACGGCAACCUGGUGUACAACGCAAAAUUUGAUACAACUGAUUUCAAAAAAGUUCGCUGGCAGUUCAGCAAACGUUUGAUGACUGGAUCGUUAAUUUGCUUAUCGUACGACGAAUUUAAAACAUUUUGUUUUGCAACUGUAACUGGAGCACGAGAUCCUGACAAAUUAACAAAAGGCGAAUUUCGUUUGCAGUUCGAAUUCCAAAAUAAAGUGACGGAGCAAAUAUCCCCAGCAGUUCCAUUGAAAAUGGCUGAGUCUAAUGUCUAUUUUGAGGCAUACCGUCACAAUUUGAAAGUUCUGCAAGAUUUCACCUCAGAAACAUUUCCGCUUCAACGAUACAUCGUUGAAGUGAACUGUGAAAUUCUACCACCGCCUUACCUAACGGCUAAUACCGUUUACAAUCUCUCUGAUUUGACCAAGAAACUUCUGUCUAUAACUGCCGAAGACGUGGCUCCUAAUCUCGAAAGCCAAUUUGAAGUGGUCGAUUUGCAGUCGGCUCAGAGAAAGAUCAGGUGGAUCAGUAAGCAAAAAAUGGAACAAGAUGUCUCCUUAGCGAGAUAUUGUGAUAAGGUUCCAGUGCUCAAUGAAACGAUAUGGCCGGAUGAAUCGUUUUUUGGUUUAGACGGAUCCCAAUUCGAUGCGUUGAAAGCAGCACUCACAAAACAAUUUGCUAUCAUUCAGGGACCGCCAGGCACUGGAAAAACCUACGUUGGUUUACGAAUUGCUCAAGCUCUACUGCAGAACGUUUCAAAAUGGGGUCACAGCAUGAUUGGAACGAAGCAGCACUUGUCACCGAUAUUAGUGGUGUGCUACACAAAUCAUGCGCUCGACCAAUUCCUUGAAGGAAUGCUUCAAUUUUGUCAAAGCAUAAUUCGCAUUGGUGGCAAAUCGAAAAGUCCGCUGUUGGAGCAUUUCAAUUUGAAAAACGUACGGUCCUCCGAACAGAAGCAGAAAAAAGUUCCGGCUUACAUAUUUAAGAAUCGAAAGGAAUGCCGUGAAAAGUUAGCUGAAAUUCAGUCACAGAUGUCAACGCUCGAAGCAUCUAUCGAUUCGACGAACAAGAAACUUCUCAAUUCGGAGUUGCUUCCAGUUAUCAAGGAGCUGAGUCAGAUGCAAUGGAAGGAUGUAAUGGAAUUGGAUGUUGUAAGUCCAAUCACUACUUGGUUGGGAUUGAACGUGUUAGACGAUCCGGGAGACGACGACAUUCCCGAAAAUUUCGACGAAGGACAGGACACUCUGACCGAUACGCCUGACGAAGAGUUUGAAAUUGACGGCGAUGAAGAAGAGAUUAAAGAAAUGGAAAAUAUGCGACUCAUUGAUGGCGAUUCAGAUGAUGAUGUCAUUGCACAAAUCAAUCCAACCGCUGCACCUUCACCGACAAUUUGUGCACCAAUUAUGGAUCUGGCAGAUGGCUAUCAGUUACAAAGACAUCAGAAGAAAAUUCAAAAAAAUCGAAUCAAAAUGGAGCUGAAGAAAAGUGAACACAUGACAGAAGCAAUUGCUAAGACUGUUCGUGAUAUAUGGAAUUUGUCACAGCAAGAGAAAUGGAAUCUGUACAGAUUCUGGCGCCGAUUGUAUGUUAAUCAGAUCGAGGAAAAAAUUCGCGACCUACGAAAGGCAUACAGCAACGAAUGGGUGAGAUUUGUAUCACUCCGAAAUCAAGAAGAUCUUGAAAUCGUUCAAGGAUAUUCCAUAAUCGGAAUGACUACCACCGGUGCUGCAAAAUACCAUCAUAUCAUUGAUGGAAUCAAACCACGGAUCAUAAUUGUCGAAGAAGCCGCUGAGGUACUUGAAGCUCAUAUUGUCACAUCGCUGUGCAGCAAAACGGACCACCUUAUUCUCAUUGGUGACCAUCAGCAAUUAAAACCGAAUCCAGCCGUGUAUGAACUGGCAAAAAAGUUCAAACUUGAAGUGUCUCUGUUCGAGCGAAUGAUACAAAAUGGCAUUGCUUGCCAUCAACUAAAACUACAACAUCGGAUGCGUCCUGCCAUAUCCGAACUGCUUGUACCACAUUUUUACAAAGAGUUGAUGGAUCACGAUUCCGUCAAGUGCUACGAAGAUAUUAAAGGUGUCAGCUGUAACAUGUUCUUUGUGAACCACGCCGAAGAUGAAAGCAAAAUCAACGACACAAUGAGCCGGAUGAAUAAAUAUGAAGCCCAAUUCGUCGUCGAACUAUGUCGAUAUCUCAUAUUGCAGGGGUACAACACGUCCCAAAUUACUAUACUGACGAUGUAUUCCGGUCAACUGUAUCAGAUCAAAUAUCUGAUGAAGGCGUACGAGAUUUUGAAAGGAGUACGCGCAACUGUUGUCGACAACUACCAAGGCGAAGAAAAUGACAUCAUGAUCCUGACGUUUGUUCGAUCGAAUGACGAUGGAGAGAUUGGAUUCUUGAAAGUGUCGAACCGUGUUAAUGUGGCCUUGUCGAGAGCUAGGAAAGGCUUAUAUUGCAUCGGAAACUUUAAGUGUUUGGUAGAGAAGAGUCCUGUAUGGCGGAAAAUUGUUGACAAAUUGGAACGGCAGAAAGCGAUCGGACCAACAUUGGAGCUGUGCUGCCAAAAUCAUCCGGAAACCCUGACUUUUGUCACUAAAGUCAGUGACUUUCAACAAUGUCCCGAAGGUGGUUGUUUGAAACCGUGUGAUACUCGUCUCUUAUGUGGCCACGUUUGCCAGAGUAUUUGUCACAUAUUCGAUUCCGAUCAUCAAUCCAUGAAAUGCCACAAACGGUGUCACAAAAUCCUAUGCGAAAGAGGCCAUCGAUGUAAAAAUAAGUGUCACCGUGGAAAAGGGUGCGGCAGCUGCACUGAACGGGUGGAGAAACUUCGUGUAUCUUGUGGACAUACGCUUCAAGUAAAAUGUUCGGAGAGUCCUGAAUCCGUUUUCUGUGUUGCACCUUGCAGUAAGACGAAAUCGUGUGGUCACAAAUGUUCAUUGAUGUGCGGAAACAAUUGUGAGGCGAGUCCAUGUACAGCCAUUGUGGAUGUAAAGGGCGAUUGUGGACAUAAUGUGAAAGUCAAAUGCAGUGACAAGGAAAACGCAAAGAUUCUGUUCGAAAGUUGUAAGAAUCCCUGCUCUGUUGAGCUCCACUGCGGACACAAAUGUCGUGGAUCUUGUGGAGAGUGCUACCGAGGACGACUUCAUAUCAAAUGUAAGACAAAAUGUACCAGACCUCUGGUCUGCGGCCAUUUGUGCAAUGAUAUUUGUGCCACCAACUGUCCACCAUGCACACGUAAAUGCCAGAAUGAAUGUUCGCAUUCGAAAUGCAGAAUGAAAUGUGGAAGCCCAUGCGUACCGUGUCAGGAACCGUGUGAAUGGGUCUGUGAACAUAAGCGAUGCACAAAAUUGUGCAAAGAAAACUGCGAUCGCGUUGUAUGCUCAGUACCGUGCAAAAAGGUAUUGCCGUGUAAACAUCCUUGCAUCGGACUGUGUGGUGAGCCUUGUCCAAAAUUGUGUCGCAUUUGCAAUAAGGAUUUAGUGGAAGAAAUCUUGUUCGGCGAUGAGGACGAGCCCGACGCACGAUUCAUUUUGCUGAAGGAUUGUAAUCACAUCAUUGAGGUUAAUGGAUUGUUAAAUUGGGUGAAGCUGCAAGAUGAGAGCAACAGUAAUUCUGGUGGCAUGAGCAUUCAGAUGAAAACCUGUCCAAGAUGUAAGACUGUAAUCCGUCAAACGAAAGCGUUGAACACCUUUAUACAAAGUUGCCUGAGAGAUUUAGAGGCGGUAAAGCUGAAAAUAUUUGGUAAUGUUGAGGACAACCAUCAGGAACAGAUAUUGCUUCACACUAGAAUAUCUAAUCAUGACAUCGACGGCAUGGAUACACUUUCAAAUCUGAGACAAAUCAGAUUCGUUUAUGAACAGCUGCUCAAACAUACAAAGCCGAAUGAUAACGGAUUGAUUGGAAUACCUAAAGGAGACAUUCAUAAAAACGAAAAUAUUUACCAAAUUUGGACCAAAGUCGUCGAGACUUUGACAGCAUUUUCCGUUGCGAGACGGGGAACUUACAAGUCCGUUUCCCCAUUGAAGAUCAAUCAACUGGAGCUCCGAGCAAAUCAGGUAUUGUGUUUCAUAGCCAACUUCAGUAACAACCAACAAGAAAUAGAAGAUGUGCAGGCAGAAGUGCGCCUGUUACAGUUAUCUUCAAAAGUUGCGAUGCACGUAAAUACUAAGGUAUUUAACGAUAAUGGUCAGAAAAUCAUUCGAGAAGCAUUCGAUGCAGUUUUACAAAGCCGUUUCACAGAGGAUGUGAAAAAUACCUUCGAAAAACGAAUCAACGAAGCCAACAAGCUACAAGGUGGUCUCGGUAUUUCAUUGGAGGAGAAGAAUAUGAUACUACAGGUCAUGGGUUUCUCAAAAGGUCACUGGUACAAAUGUCGCAAUGGACACAUCUACUGUAUAGGCGAAUGUGGAGGCGCUAUGCAACAAAGUAAAUGUCCAGAGUGUGGUAGUAUUAUUGGAGGCGCAUCGCAUCGGCUCGCUUCUGAUAAUGCAAUAGCAACGGAAAUGGAUGGAGCGACGGCACCAUCUUGGCCUACAAAUUUGAUGAACGAACUUCGACUGGCGUAGAGCGCGGUUUGAUUUUUUUCCUUUUCUUUUUUUUUCAUUCGUUUUCAAUUAAAAGAACGCUACCAGCGUUACAUGGUUAU
Bradysia coprophila is the source of this 5726-nucleotide messenger RNA. Its product is annotated as NFX1-type zinc finger-containing protein 1-like. Gene Ontology annotation, molecular function: helicase activity; zinc ion binding. The record is from RefSeq and is a predicted model, not a curated record. Gene Ontology annotation, biological process: regulatory ncRNA-mediated heterochromatin formation. Lineage: Eukaryota; Metazoa; Arthropoda; Insecta; Diptera; Sciaridae. Gene Ontology annotation, cellular component: nuclear RNA-directed RNA polymerase complex; nucleus.